This is a messenger RNA of Tarenaya hassleriana, 1467 nucleotides long. RefSeq lists its product as uncharacterized. Bases 165 to 1313 code for a protein of 382 amino acids. The transcript has 6 exons. Lineage: Eukaryota; Viridiplantae; Streptophyta; Magnoliopsida; Brassicales; Cleomaceae. The record is from RefSeq and is a predicted model, not a curated record.
CAGGAGUGAGUGAACAACUGGCGUUGACGCGGAAAUUAUGGCAACAUCUCCAAGGAUCUGAAGAAACUCGUCUGAGAAAUGUUCGUUCGAAAACCCUAGAUCGACGAAUUGACAUCGCCUUGUGCUUGGCCGAUGCUUGAGAUCGAUGAGUGUCACAGCAGUAGAUGAAGAUCGACGGGAGCGAGAAUUUCAGGUUUGAGGAACUCGCGGAUCUGGACAUGGAUUUGGAGAAGAAAGCGAUGACGUCGGAGAGGUCAUUUUCAUCUUCGUCUUCAUCGUCGGAGACGCCGUCGCUAGCGGCGAAGGCCAUAAGAGCGUCUUCGGCUCACAGAGAUUCUUCUCUUUCCUCUGCCUACUCCUCUCCCUCUCCCGCUCGAGCUCCUCCCAUGUUUGCUUCUUCAAUCGAACAAGAGGUGAAGCCCCAUGAGUACACGUCCAUGAAAAGUUUGAACGAACCAAAACGGAGCUUCUGGGGAACUUUGGCCAGCAAAGCCAAGGCUCUUUUGGAUGAGGACGACCCAAACAUACCGUCUCAAAGUCCCUCCAGAACGCCGCAAGACAUGCCUUCCCAGGCUUUAGGAACUAAGGAAGCCAGUAAGAUGGGCAAGAAAGUUGAGAACCAUUCAUUGCAGAGAAGCUUAGAUGCAAUCACAUCAUCCUUAAAUUACAUCGGAGGCACAAUUGGUAGCGUGGUCGAGGAGGGUUUUACAGUUGUGGAGAACCGUACUGCGGGUAUCAUUCAAGAGACGCGUAAAAAAAUCAAGAAGAAGCCAGGAAGUGGUUCUGUUUCACGGAAUCAGGCUGUGAAACAAUCUCAGCCGAACCAGCAGAAUUCCCAGACUCUGACGGACUUAGAGAUUCAACUAAAGGCAUCUCGCGACGUUGCAAUGGCCAUGGCAACCAAAGCAAAGCUGCUUCUCCGGGAGCUGAAGACAGUAAAAGCUGACCUGGCCUUUGCAAAGCAACGAUGUGCCCAGCUGGAGGAGGAAAACAAGGUUCUUCGAGAGAGUCAUAACAGAGGAGACAGCCCAGAGGAUGAUGAUCUGAUACGACUUCAACUCGAAACACUGCUUGCAGAGAAGGCUCGGUUGGCUCACGAGAACUCGGUAUAUGCCCGGGAAAAUCGGUUUCUAAGAGAGGUAGUUGAAUAUCACCAGCUGACAAUGCAGGACGUUGUCUACUUGGACGAGAAGACCGAGGAAGUAACAGAAGUAUAUCCCGUUAAAGUCACUUCAGUGUCCAAUGUCGCUCCACCAGAAUUCACAGAGAUUUUCCCCACUCCUCCAAACUCCAAAGCCAAGGAGCCCAAGUAACAAAAAAAAAAAAAAGGAAAUCUCAUUGUUCUGUUCUGUUCUGUUCGGUUGGAGUUGCAAUUCAGACAACGUAUUUGUCUGUACUCGUUACUGUACCUGUAGAAAUAUGCUUUUAAAACUCUCUUUAAAAAAAUGUUCUGCCUGCUUAAUGUUA